Messenger RNA from Diatraea saccharalis (sugarcane borer), 4348 nucleotides. Lineage: Eukaryota; Metazoa; Arthropoda; Insecta; Lepidoptera; Crambidae. The record is from the annotation of a GenBank genome assembly.
AGACAUCGUUCGAUUUACGAACCGGUUGCACGCACACCGGCCGGUCUCGCGUUCGAAAUACGAAUUUGAAUCCGUGUCAAAUAGAAAAUUUAAUGAACAUUCAAAUAAAGAAUAUUACGUGAUAAUAAAGCGAACUGCACACAUGAACUGUUAGUAACUGACAGUGCUUUCGUGAAUUGGGAUUUGGGUCAUGGUGUAAAGAUUUAAUUAGCGGAGCGUGUCUGAGCUUAGAGCUUUUGACUUCCUUAAGCAGCGAGAGUUCCUCCCAAACAUCGGGAGAACCAAACCAGGAUGGAGGUUGGGAAGAAAGAAAUCAAUUUGGACUCUGUACUAGAGAGUCUCGGCCCUUACGGCCGGUACAAUCUGCUCAACUUCGUACUACUGCUCUACCCAAUACUUUUGAGUAGUUUCUUUGAGUGCGGCUUCAUUUUUGAGGCGAGGGACCAAGCUUACAGAUGUGAGGUGUACGGAUGUGAGCAAAAAUUAAAUGACACUUUUUGGCUUCAAUAUGCAAUACCUUAUAAUACUGAAAAGGAAAAGUUGGAUUCGUGCAAGAGGUUUGCACCGGCCCACAACAACACGAAUAUGCAAUGCGUUGCGGAAGAUUUUACAAAUAAAACUAUUCCCUGUGAGACAUUUGUCUAUGAUGAACCAACAUCUUUUGUCAAAGAGUUUAACCUCGGCUGUCUUGACUGGAAGAGGACAUUGGUUGGUACAAUCCAUAACAGUGGGAUGUUCGUGGCGAUGUUGUUCACUGGAGCCAUAUCCGACCGAUAUGGAAGAAAAAUAGCUGUGGGUUUCGCAUGCUUGACCAGUUUCAUAUUCGGAUUCUCUAGAGCAUUCUCAAAUGAUUACAUAACGUAUGUUAUUCUGCAUUUCAUCGAGGCAGCCUUAGGCGGCGGUCUUUACCCGUCAGCUUACGUUUUCAUUGUGGAACUCGUUGGCUUAAAACAAAGAGUCAUUGUGUCAGCUAUGUGCAACAUGACCUUUGUUAUUGGAGUCGUUCUCAUCGCAUUGCUAGCAUGGUUCGUUGAGAACUGGCGUACAUACGUCAUGAUCCUCUACAGUCCAGCUGUGAUAGUCCUCUUAUACAUCUGGUUCAUGAAUGAGAGCGGAAGAUGGUUGCUCAGCAAAGGGAGAAAAGAUGAAGCUGUAGAAGUCUUAAAAAAGGCCGCAAAAAUAAACAAACUCGAUCCCAGACAUUUAGAAUUGGACAGCUUAGCGAAUCCACUUCUGAAGCCUGAAAAUCAGACGGUUGACAAGAAAUCGCAGUUCUCUAAAGCUUUGCGCUCAGGAAUCAUAUGGAGAAGACUGAUGAUUUGUUCAUUUCUAUGGAUGACGUGUUCGCUCGUUUAUUACGGAUUGUCAAUAAAUUCAGUGUCGUUGAGUAGUAAUAAGUACGUGAGCUUCAUGCUUGUUGUGUUGGUGGAGAUACCGGCUUAUGUUGUGGCUGUGAUGGUGUUAGACAAGUAUGGAAGAAAGAGGACAUUAAUAGCGACAUAUACGACGAGUGCUCUAACCUGCUUGCUGUUCGCUUUCUUACCGAGAUAUGACUAUUGGUCUAUUCCCCUGUACCUGAUCGGGAAGUGGAGUGUGACGUUGGCCUACAGUUCCGUCUACAUAUAUGUAUCUGAGGUGUUCCCUACAAACAUGAGGCAGACCUUGAUCAGUUUUUGUUCAACUGCUGGAAGAAUAGGCUCCCUUGUUGCUCCACUUACGCCUCUAUUGACAACAUACCAUAAAUCGAUGCCGACGGUGAUAUUUGGAGUGAUGUGUAUAAUAUCGAACUUUUUGGUAUUUUUACUGCCGGAAACAAUGAAUAUGAGACUACCCGACACCAUAGAAGAAGCAGAGAAACUGUCAAGGAGAAGAAGCAGAAUAGAGAAAGACACUUUGUGAGAUUGAACUUUAGGAUCCUCUGUACUAAACCAGAAUAAUUAAUCGUGAUUUUAAAACAAAACUUUAGUGUAAUAGUGAUUUUCGUCAAUCCAGUGCACUGUUAUAUUGCUCGUCUCUGUACGUUUGAACUCAUCGGUUGUGACUUUACACUGUGAAUGUAAAAAUUUUGGCACUAAUGCUAAAUACCUACGCUGACUUCUGUGUCAGCCAUAUCUGUUACAAUGCACUUACAUUGCUACAAUAAUCGAUAACAAACGAAAACUAUAAACUACUUCAAGCCGAUAUAAGGUGGCGUUGAGAUGCAACCUUCAUCGCGCUUACAAUAUUCAUAUGAUAAGUGAACAUAUAUAUGAUUUUUUACAUAUUUGCAAAACAUAGAGAGAGACAAUUUUCCUUUAUCAGUUAGUAGGAAGGAUUAAAAAAUUGAAGCGAAUCCCUUGCUUAUCUCGGCGGCACUCACAGACACAUAUGGUUAUAUACUCGUACGUGCUUAAUACUUGAGUUUCACUUUCAAUUCCCUACUGUAGAUAAGGACCGAUACUAGGUUUGGUUAAAUCGGGGGAAUUAAUCGAAAUUCACUAAUUAUUACGGGUUCUCGUUGCGGUUAUAUCAGAUGGCGCUAGACUAGUACAACAAUGGUUAUGUUAAUGGAACUAACUAAUUGUCGUCAUGAAACAAGAUAUAUUCUAAUUAACCUUGCAUAUUUACUGUACCCAAAAUAUUUAUCUCACAUAUACAACAGUAAUUGAAUUUUAUCAACAACAAAAAAUUCUCUGUAAAAUAAAGAAUUCCAAAGCGAAAUAAAUUUAUCGAUUAAGCCAUUAUCGGGACUUUUUUUGUAUCUCGUCAUUAAAUUAAGCAUUAUAAGAAGCUUUUAAAAACUAAUGUAUUUAGCUAAAAUUAUAAACAUAAGUAACUUAUAUAUUUUCUGGUAGCAAUGAUUCUUUAUCCAAUUAAUCGAUCUACGAUCUACGAGAAUGAUAAUUAAUUCUAGGGUAAAAGAACCUUAAAUUAUUCAAUCGAAACAAGUUUGAUAAAUUUAAUGAAUUUUACAACCAAACGUCGUGUGAUAAAAUUAAAAUCAUAUGAAUAUGUUUAUACAAAUUAAUUGUAAAAACUUAAAUUUGCAUAAAAAUAAUUCUAUGAAUCGAGUUUUGCGUGAAAAAAUUAUAAAAUUGUCAAGUGACCUUUUAAAUAUAACUUAAACAGGAAUUUAUACUCACUUAGUGCACUGACAACACAGUUGUGUUUCUGGAUUUAAAGUGAAAAUUAAUUAUUCAUCCUUUUUUUCUACUUUUGUAACAUUCUAACAUCGAAGUUGUAGUAUCCUAAACCUACCAACGAUUGUUUACUACUGUUAAAAUACAUAUCAGUACAUGAUAAAAUUAAUAAAAAUAGAAUCUAUACGCAUAAAGCUGAAUAAUUAGUUUUAUUUGUUUGAACUAAUCAUAGGAACUACUGGUAAGAAUUGAAAAAAAUUGUGUUGAAUAGUCCAUAUAACGAAGAAGGCAAUAGGAUAUUUAUAUUAUGCUAUGGCUAAUAAGAGUGAACCAGCAACGAAAAAUGUUGCAAAAGCGGGAAAACCACGCCGGCGAAGUUUUCUUCGUAAAUGUAACUUUAUUCAGGAUAUUAAACUAUAGAAAUAAAUGGAAACUCAUAACUCUAAUUAAAGUGUUGUUUUUUGUGAUGGACAUAAAAAUUCCUAUGACUAACUAUCUCGGCUUAUUUUUUACUAUAGUUGGAGUUUUUAUUUAAUAAAUAAAAAAAUAGAUUUACGUAGUUAAUACCUAUGCGAAAUAAAAAUAAAUGCGUUUCAAAACCACAAAAUUAUAGGCACCUACUAAACAACUAUCUAUCAAUAAUGAUAUCAUCUGCAUAGUAAAUGAUUAGAACUUGAAUGAUCAAUCGUCUGAUGUUUUAAAUGAAUUCUUGUUCAACUAUUGCGCGGCAUUCCUUAAUCCACAAGCCACGAUUAUAUUUUGACCAACUCUGAGUUAAAUAUCCGGAUUCUAUAUAACCACUUAAUUAAACAUAAAUUAUCUAGGAUUUACGAGUAAAUUAAAUGUUCCACGUCUAGACUUGAUAACAAUAUCCAGUCUUAAGAGCACUGUCUUUUCAAUAUACUUCAUUGGAGGGCCAGUUGGUCCUACCACAACAAUUGCGACCUAAUAAAAUUAACAAACAGAUCGCAUUUUACGGUUCAAAAGCAAUGUAAAAAAAAAUAUUCUGACACAUUUUCCGUUAAAUAAAUGUUUCUUCGACAUUAACAAAAAUUUUCUUAAUUAAAAAGUAUGAUUAUAUCGUUGGAAAAGAAAAAAUGUAACAUUAAGUUAUCAAAAUGACGCUUUUAAUAAAAAAAAAAAUAUCUCCACUAACUAUAUUAUUCCAUUCAAAACGAUUUUUUCCUUCGGAAAGUUGUUUAGAAUGUGCAUAUCCCAAAUUCCAUUUU